AUGGAAAAUAUCCGACAGCCUCAGCACUCAAGUGAUGCAGUCACUAUCGAAUCGGGUUUGUUAUCGGGCAUUCAACAGCCUAAUAACACAAGAGCUUUUCUGGGAGUCCCUUACGCAGCGCCGCCUGUCGAAGAACUUCGCUGGCGGCCACCACAACCUCCAUCCUCGUGGGAGGGCGUCCGAGCUGCAGACAAAUUUGGACCUAGCUGCAUCCAAUUCGCACCACCGGCCACGUCCAUAUAUUCCGGUGGUGAGACAGAUUUCAGUGAAGAUUGUCUCUAUUUGAACAUCUACACCGGUCCAAAGGAUAGUCAGCAUAGACCUGUUCUUGUCUGGAUUCAUUUUGGUGCAUUUCUAUUCGGGUCCAGCUCCAAUCCGGUGUACGAUGGAAGCAAGCUAGCCGCCAAAGGAAUCACGGUGGUCACCGUGAACCAUCGCUUGGGUCGAUUCGGAUUUCUCGCACAUCCAGAACUCAGCACGGAGUCUGGAUACAAUGGAUCUGGAAACUACGGUAUCAUGGAUCAGAUUGCUGCGCUGGAGUGGGUGCAACGAAACAUCAAGGCGUUCGGUGGCGAUCCGCAGAACGUGACCAUUGGAGGAGCCUCGGCCGGUGGUGCCAGUACACAUAUUCUGCGCAGCACACCGCUGGCCAAGCACCUCUUUGCCAAAGUUAUUUGUGAGAGUGGACCAGGAGUUGCUCCCGCAAUUGAUGGUCCUGGCCAUGUGGCUGCCUACGUGACGUUGAAAGCUGCAGAAGAGGCCGGGCAAGAACUCUUGAAUCACGUUGGAGUCUCGUCGAUUGCGGAGUUGCGCAAGAUACCCGCCAAGCAAAUCACCUCUGUACACCUUCCCCGUAGCAAGGGGCCAUGGAAAGCCGACAUCUGGCCAGGCACCGCCGGUUUGAGUAUGUUUGACACGGCCAACCCGAAUCUGGACGGCCAUGUACUUCCUGAGUCACCCCUGUCGGCACUAGUAUCUGGCAGGGCAGUGGAUGUUCCCUUGCUUGCUGGCAAUGUCGGAAACGAAGCAUCUGGGUUGCCCUAUCUUCGUUCUCUAGUCGAUUACCACGAUUUCGUGAAGAAUUCCUUUGGGGAGCACUCUGAAGAGGCGCUUCGUUUGUAUCUCGCCAGCUCAGACUCCGAAGUACGCGCUGCAUCAUCGCAGAUCCUUGCGGAUCAAGUUUUCACCUACCCCACAUGGUCAGCCGCAAGAUUUUCCGCCAUGAAUCAGAAAUCGCCAGUGUGGUAUUAUAAUUUCAUGCGCGCACCUCCGAUCACUCCAGACGCAGACAUAAUCGAGAAAGCUGGAGCUGGCGCUUUUCACAUUGUUGGAAUACCUUACGGCUUUGAGACCCUAAAUGCGUGGCAUUGGGACUGGACCGAAGCUGAUUGGGCACUUUCAAAGCAGUUUUCUAAUUCUUGGGUUCAGUUUGUGAAAUACGGUAAUCCAAAUGGUGGCGAUAGUGAUCAGGAGUGGCAGCCCUUAACCUCAAGCAGUAGCUUGAUUAAACACUGGAAUAUCGAUACCCAUUUAGGGAUAGUAGCACCGCGCAUCUCAAAUAUUGCAGAGUUCUUUGACAAGGUGUACGGUGUUGCGAACCAAGUUGCUUUUUAA
Messenger RNA from Talaromyces amestolkiae, 1614 nucleotides. RefSeq lists its product as uncharacterized. The coding region runs from base 1 to 1614 and encodes 537 amino acids. The transcript has a single exon. The record is from RefSeq and is a predicted model, not a curated record. Lineage: Eukaryota; Fungi; Ascomycota; Eurotiomycetes; Eurotiales; Trichocomaceae.